AUGUGGGCGGACAGCUUUGCGCGGCGGAGGUGGAUCCGCCAGACGUGGAAGACAUACUCGAACGUGGGCCGCACGAUGCAUGUUGUCUUCAUCGUCGGCAUGCUCCAGAGCGACCUCUCUCCCAUCCCGGGCGAGGUGGAACAGAAGCUGCGCGCCGAGGCGGCCGAGCACGGAGACUUGCUGCUGCUCGACGAUGUGCCGGAGCGAAAAUCGCCCUGCCUCAAGACGAUGGCGUGGUUCCGCCACGCCGUGCACACCUACUCGGGCGCCACCUUCAUCGCCAAGACCGACGACGACGCGUUUGUGCAGACCAUCAAGCUCGAGGCAAACAUCCGCCCUUUCACACAGACGCCGCGCGUAUACAUUGGCUCGACGCUCUGGGGCUCGUUCGUCACAAAGACAUUCGAGCCUUGCGCGCGGCGGAUGGGGCCGAAUAUGUGCGCCGGCGGGAUGAAGGAGGAAAACUGCGUCCAAAAGGGCGCAAUCGGGCCGUACCCGUACGCGGUGCUCUCUUACGGCGUCGCUGCAUGGAUGGUGCAGCAGGACGCCUUCCUCGACUUUGAGCAACGAGCGACUGCCGCGACGCGACCGCCGAUGAUGACGCAGGGCGAGGACAUGGUGAUAGGCAUGUUCCUCUACCUAUCGCCUUGGCCGCUGAUGCCGCUGCACUGGGGCUGGGACAAGCUGCACGACCUGUGCUUCAAGUGCACUCGCAAGGACCAGAUCUGGCGGCCAAUCACCGUCCAGACCGUCGUCGCCCACCACAUUGCAAAUGAGCAGAUUAUCACGGAGGUUUUCCGCAACAUCACGCACGGCAGCCACUUCGACCCGCGCCCGUGCGACGACGCCUGCCAGCAGAAGCUGCUGCCGUUCGAAGUGACCAGCCUCGAAGACCUGUGCAGCCGAGCGGGCGGCAGCAUCCGCAAAGUGUACAGCAAAUGCGCACUCGUGCCGAAAUAG
This is a messenger RNA of Emiliania huxleyi CCMP1516, 960 nucleotides long. RefSeq lists its product as hypothetical. Lineage: Eukaryota; Haptophyta; Isochrysidales; Noelaerhabdaceae. The coding region runs from base 1 to 960 and encodes 319 amino acids. Gene Ontology annotation, molecular function: hexosyltransferase activity. The transcript has 3 exons. The record is from RefSeq and is a predicted model, not a curated record. Gene Ontology annotation, cellular component: membrane.